Messenger RNA from Stomoxys calcitrans (stable fly), 2795 nucleotides. It is a transcript of the gene RnrL, whose product is annotated as ribonucleoside-diphosphate reductase large subunit. Gene Ontology annotation, biological process: DNA replication; deoxyribonucleotide biosynthetic process. The transcript has a single exon. The record is from RefSeq and is a predicted model, not a curated record. Gene Ontology annotation, molecular function: ATP binding; ribonucleoside-diphosphate reductase activity, thioredoxin disulfide as acceptor. Lineage: Eukaryota; Metazoa; Arthropoda; Insecta; Diptera; Muscidae. The coding region runs from base 130 to 2589 and encodes 819 amino acids. Gene Ontology annotation, cellular component: ribonucleoside-diphosphate reductase complex.
AAAAUUGUGCAUUGCAGCAACGCUUUGCGCAUUUGAUCAUUCGUCAAACAACGUUCAUCUGUUCAUCUUGUGUCAUUUGCCCUUUGUUUCUGUGUAUUGUGAAAUUCCCAUCCAGACUUUCCAGACAUCAUGGUUAACAACAUGAAGUCGAAGAAACUUUUUGUGGUCAAACGUGAUGGCCGCAAAGAGGAAGUACAUUUCGAUAAGAUUACUUCACGCAUCCAGAAACUUUGCUAUGGCCUCAACAUGGACUUCGUCGAUCCAGUGGCCAUAACCUUAAGGGUAAUCAAUGGUUUGUAUUGCGGCGUCACAACUCAACAAUUGGACAAUUUGGCCGCAGAAACAGCUGCCACACUCACAACAAAUCAUGCCGAUUAUGCUUUGUUGGCGGCUCGCAUUGCUGUGUCCAACUUGCACAAAGAAACUAAAAAGGUUUUCUCGGAAGUCAUCAGUGACCUGCAUCAUUUCGUCAGUGACGAGACUGGACAAAGGGCAUCAAUGAUUUCCGAUUUUCAUUAUAAUGUGGUCAUGAAAAAUUCGGAGCGCCUCAACUCGGCCAUUGUAUACGACCGUGAUUUUGGCUACAACUACUUUGGAUUUAAGACUCUAGAACGCUCAUAUCUAUUGAAAAUGAAUGGUAAGAUUGCCGAACGGCCGCAACAUAUGCUGAUGCGUGUGGCCGUAGGUAUUCAUGGAGAGGACAUAGAUUCGGCCAUUGAAACUUAUAACUGGUUGUCCGAGCGUUACUUUACCCAUGCAUCGCCCACAUUGUUUGCUGCAGCCACAAAUCGUCCACAAUUGUCUUCUUGUUUCCUCUUGACCAUGGUUGCCGAUUCUAUUGAGGGCAUUUUUAAGUCUGUGGAGCAGUGUGCUAUGAUUUCCAAAUCAGCUGGAGGUAUUGGAAUCAAUGUCCAUUGCAUUCGCGCUAAGGGAACUUCUAUAGCCGGCACUAAUGGAACCUCCAAUGGUUUGGUGCCCAUGUUAAGAGUAUUCAAUAAUGUUGCACGCUACGUUGAUCAGGGUGGUGGCAAACGUCCUGGUGCAUUUGCCAUCUACUUGGAACCUUGGCAUUCGGAUAUCUUUGAGUUUUUGGAUUUAAAAAAGAAUACCGGCAAAGAAGAGCAUCGUGCCAGAGAUCUUUUCUAUGCUCUUUGGAUACCAGAUUUGUUUAUGCGACGUGUGGAAGAAAACGGCGAUUGGUCCCUAAUGUGUCCUCACAAAUGUCCAGGACUCCAUGAGGUCUGGGGUGAAGAAUUUGACAAGCUUUACGAAAAAUACGAAAAGGCCGGCAAAGCUAACAGAACCAUUAAGGCGCAGGCGCUUUGGUUUGCCAUUAUAGAAUCCCAAGUAGAAACUGGAACUCCCUACAUGCUAUUUAAGGACUCUUGUAAUCGCAAAAGUAAUCAACAAAAUGUUGGCACCAUUAAAUGCAGCAAUUUGUGCACAGAAAUCGUUGAAUAUUCAGCACCGGAUGAAAUCGCUGUCUGCAACUUGGCCUCCAUUUGCCUGAACAUGUUUGUGACGCCCGAAAAAACUUUUGACUUUAAGAAAUUGAAGACAGUAUCUAAAGUCGUGGCGCGCAAUCUCAACAAAAUCAUAGAUGUCAACUACUAUCCACUGCAGGAGGCCAGAAAAUCUAAUCUCAGACAUCGUCCCAUUGGCAUUGGUGUCCAGGGUUUUGCCGAUACUCUAAUUCUCAUGCGUUAUCCCUACGAAAGCGAGGAGGCCUUCAAAUUGAAUCAACAAAUAUUUGAAACAAUUUACUAUGGUGCUUUGGAAGCAAGUUGUGAAUUGGCUGAACAAGAUGGUCCCUAUGAAACGUAUCCAGGAAGCCCAGUGAGCAAAGGUAUACUUCAAUAUGACAUGUGGAACAAGGUGCCCACCGAUCUCUGGGAUUGGGCUGCCCUAAAGGAAAGAAUUGCCAAACAUGGUGUACGCAAUUCGCUGCUCCUGGCCCCCAUGCCCACGGCUUCGACUGCCCAAAUUAUGGGCAACAAUGAAGCUUUCGAACCGUACACUUCAAACAUUUAUACACGCCGUGUACUAUCGGGUGAAUUCAACAUUGUCAAUCAUCAUUUGCUUAAAGAUUUGACCGAACUCGACCUAUGGGAUGAGGAAAUGAAAAAUAAAAUUAUUUCUAGCCGUGGCUCCAUACAAAACAUCGAGGAAAUUCCCAAAGAAAUACGAGAGCUCUACAAAACGGUAUGGGAAAUUUCUGUCAAGACCACCAUUAAAAUGGCUGCUGAUCGUGGAGCUUUCAUUGACCAAAGUCAAUCCUUCAAUAUACAUGUGGCCGAGCCCAACUACGGCAAAUUGACUUCAAUACAUUUCUAUUCCUGGAAAGCUGGCCUUAAGACGGGCAUGUAUUAUUUGAGAACUAAACCAGCUGCCAAUGCUAUACAAUUCACUGUUGAUCGUAGCAAAAUGGCAGCCCAAGUGGCGGCUACCACGAAUGGUGUGAAGGAAAAUGGUAUAGCAUCACCCAAGCAUCAGGAGCAGGACAUGGCUGCAGCUGAACGUGAAAAGAGAAUGGCCGAGAUGGUAUGCUCGUUGGAAAAUAAAGAUGCUUGCAUGUCCUGUGGUUCAUAAAAAUCUACAUAUUUGCUACCAUUGAAUUAUUCUAAUUACAUUUCUUAAUCAGUUACCACAUAUUAUUUAUAUUUGUAUUAUUUUUCCUUUAUAUUGUAUUUGUAUGUGUUGAACAAAAACAAACAAAAACAAAAUUGAAUUAAAAUUGUAUUUUAAAUACAGGAUUUUGGUAAUCUCGAAAUAAAUCCAAUAUUAGUUUUUGAAAA